CGUGCCGAAUGAACCCAAUUGAACUCCAGCCCCCACUAAGUGGAAAAAAAAAGGGGGGGGCUGUCUCCAAAUGCUCAAAAGUAUUGCAGCGAAUGUUGUACCUUUAUUUUAUCCAGGCAAAAGUAUUUUCACGAGCUCAUAUCUGCAAGACGGCACACCGCGACAUUUCCGUUCUCUGCAACAUUUACUGAACGUUGGAGGGGCAGGUGUGGUUAAAUUCUGUGCUAACUUAUGAUCUACGAUUUCACACAGCUUGAUUGUGUGUGUGGGGGGGAGGCUUUAUAAAGAAUUACGUUAAUGGGGCCAAAAUUCGAGGUAUGAAUAAUCUGAAAGUAAAAAUUUAAGCCGAUGUGCACGUAACCGAAGACAUCCUACAGCUCUCAUGGCUAGUUGCAUAUCGAUUGAACACACGUUUGAUGUGCAAGAUCACCAAUAGUGCACACAUGGAGACUUACUAAUUAUGUUCAAAACUAUCAUAUGUACCUUUAAAAUAAAAUAUUAAUUUCUAGAACAUAUUUCUCAUUUUUCUGAAUAUUGGUUUUCGAAACACCCCAUAAUAAUAUUGACAAUCCUUAUCAAAUGUAGCCAACAUAUUUAACAAUAUUCGGUUUACACUGCUCUGCUUAUAUAAAGAUUUAAAUGAAUAACUGUUCGACUCUACUCAUAUGUUUUGCAGCAUUCGGUAUAUUUCACUAUAAUCGCCGGAAAUAUGAUUCAUAUCGAUUGCCUUUACCACACUGGUUACAAAUUUCAAAUGAAAAUAAUAAAUAGUUGAUAUAGCUAUGGUGGUGAUCAUGCUGUGACGAAACUCAGGCUGAAUGUGCGUCUGAUGUGUUUCAUGAGGAGUGUUGUAUUGUUUAUACAUGAGAGAAUAUAGUGAGACUUUCCUCAUUGCAAAAUAAUUUAUGUAGACAUUACAGAUUGUUUUAGAAAUCAAUCUGCGCAUUGUGAGUUGAAAAUUAAUUAAUUUUAAAGUUACCCGAAUUUCCGGUGCGAGGUUAUUUCUCCGCUGGUUGGCAACCGGGUGGAGUCGAUUAAAGCAACAAGUGCCGAACUUGAAAUGGGGUGUGCUGUUAGCACAGCGGUGGAGAAGGAAGCUGCCGAAAGGUCUAAGAAAAUAGAUAAAGAUCUCCGAGCAGAUGGAGAAAGAGCUGCAAGAGAAGUUAAGCUUUUAUUAUUGGGAGCUGGAGAAUCUGGAAAAAGUACGAUAGUGAAGCAGAUGAAAAUCAUUCACGAGACUGGUUACUCCAAAGAAGAAUGUGAGCAGUAUCGUCCAGUAGUCUAUAGCAACACAAUUCAGAGCCUGAUGGCAAUAAUCAGAGCAAUGGGACAGUUGAGGAUUGAUUUUGCAGAGCCUGGCAGAGCAGACCAUGCCCGUCAGUUCUUCACAUUAGCAAGUGCAGCAGAAGAAGGAGAACUGACUCCAGAGCUGGUGAUGUUAAUGAAAAGGCUUUGGCAGGAUGCUGGAGUUCAGCUGUGCUUCAUUCGUUCCAGAGAGUAUCAAUUGAAUGAUUCGGCUGCAUAUUACUUGAAUGCACUGGACAGAAUCUCACUACCAAACUACAUUCCCACACAGCAGGAUGUCCUGAGGACAAGAGUGAAAACCACAGGCAUAGUUGAGACUCACUUCACCUUUAAGGGUUUACACUUCAAGAUGUUUGAUGUUGGAGGUCAGAGGUCAGAAAGGAAGAAAUGGAUUCACUGUUUUGAAGGUGUGACAGCAAUCAUAUUCUGUGUGGCACUGUCAGGUUAUGACUUAGUUUUGGCAGAAGAUGAGGAAAUGAAUCGGAUGGUUGAAUCUAUGAAGCUGUUUGAUUCCAUCUGUAAUAGCAAAUGGUUUGUCGAAACAUCAAUAAUCCUGUUUCUGAAUAAAAAGGAUCUGUUUGAGGAGAAAAUAACAAAAAGUCCUUUGACUAUUUGCUUUCCUGAAUAUACAGGUUCUAAUACAUAUGAAGAAGCCGCAGCAUAUAUCCAGUUGAAGUUUGAGAAUCUUAACAAACGGAAGGAUCAGAAAGAGAUCUACACUCACUUCACGUGUGCUACAGACACUAACAACAUCCAGUUCGUGUUUGAUGCAGUCACAGAUGUCAUUAUCAAGAACAACCUCAAGGACUGUGGUCUGUUCUGAUGGAAUGUACUUGCAUUUUGCUGGUUCUGAUGAGUAUAUCAUACAAAUGUGGUAGCAAUAAAUUUGGUUUCGAUUGUUGCAUGCAUAGUGCCUGCUACCUGUUACAGGGAUUCUCAACUGUGCUGUGAGGUAAGAUCCAGUAUGGCUGAUAAUGUUGCUGCUUUUAAACACAGACAUUUACUGGUACGGACCUUGCAGCUAGUGCCUGGAUGAACAAAGAUUAGUCAAAGCCUAAAUUAAUUUUAUUUGCAAAGAAAUUUUGGCUUCUGUAUGAAGUAAUGGAAGUGUAUUACAUGAACUUCAUUGUUUAUUACAGUGUAGCAUUUCAUGUGCAAAGGCCAUGAUUGUAUUUUUCGUUAUUUUUGCUAUUUGUAUAGUAUGAUGGCAUUCCAGUGAAAACAAAGCCUUGCUGUUGGUCAUUUGUGAGCUGUGAUGAUGUGGUAGUGUGAGUCCAUCCAAUUUUACAUUUAUUAGGAAUGGACAUUCAGUGUUUUGCCUCUUUGACUUUGGAUAGUGAUAAUAGUUUUUAUGACAGAGAAUUUAAUGGUUUACUUUUGAACAGGUUAGUAAUUGAGUGUGACUUGAAAGUUUAGCUUAUUAUUAUGCAUUUUGCCUUCUCAUGAUUUGAAGUAUAAUCAAUAUAAUUGUAGACUGAAGGUACAUAUUUUCAGGGUAAAGUUGCUUGUAAGUUGUCUGUAAUCUUGACUUUAUCCAGUUAAUGUUGUCUAUACCUGUGUUUCUCAAACACCAGGCCACGGCCUGGUACCGGGCCUUGGCAUCAAUUAUACUGGGCCCUCGUCUUAUAAAGAAUUUACUGGGCUGUGGUCUCACAAAGGUUGAGAACCACUGCUGUGUACUCAUCAGAAUCAUCAUAUAGUGACAGAAGGAAACAGCACAACAGACUGGUACCCUUGUAAUUGUAGUACAUAUUUGGGAAUAAUAUAUAUUUUGUAAAAGUGUAUUUUUUAUUAUAAAUAAUUUAUACUAACGCUUAUUGAGAACAAUCCUGAAUUAAAUGCUGUUUUGUAAGUUUAGUAUAUAAGAUUUUAUAAUAAUAGAAAAUGUUGUAUUACUUAGGUUAACAUAUUUUGACUUACUGAACCAAGAAUUCAUAAGACAUAUCCAUCAGAGUGGAGACUAUUAAGUACUUGUAAUUACUUUUCCAUUUCAUGGUUAACACUUUAUUUCUCUGUGUGAGGCCUUUAAAUUUUUGCAAAAUAAGCAUAAAUUGACUAAUUUUUACCAGGGUAAGAGAUUGCAUUUUGUUUGAAUACAUACAGUUUCCGUUCAUAUAUAAACUAAAACUUUUUUGUUUGCAGAAUAAUACCAGGAGAGUUAAUAGUCAUUUUCACAAGUAAUUGAUUAUAUUCAAAUUUCAGACACACUGAAAUACAUAUUUCAUAUUUCUGAGGGGCAUCAGAUUUAAAUACUGAGCUGAGAAAGUUUAUAUUGCAAUUUUGGUAUUGCAAAAACUAAGUGAGAUGAAGAUAAAGUUACACCUGUGCCUGUGUUAGACACAAGCAGGUGUUACACUCCAGCCUGCUAGGAAUGAGGUAUUGCCUCAGACUAUGUGAGGAUUGUGCUGUGAUCUGGAAAAUCUGUUUUUCUAUGAAGGAGAGUGAAGUAAUUAAAUGAUUUGGUGUGGGAGAGAAACAAGGUUGUGUUGUUCUUGGUUCUGGUACAACUAGGUUUCAUUAACACGGAGCUGGUCAUGAUAUGGUGAUCACUGAACAUGAGCUUGGAGACUAUGAUAUUUUGUUCUUAUGUAACAGUGGAUAACUUAAAGUGCCAGCAUAUGACAGAGUAGCACUUGGAUAUAAAUAACAACAUGUGUGAUUAAUUAUUUUUUCAGGCUGGUGAAUAUUUAUUGCAGUAUAGCUUACAAAUAUAGUUAAGUCUUCAUUGCAGACAUGUAGGUACUAUUUGUUUGAAAUCAGUGUUAUGUUCAGUCUGUUGAUUUGGUUUCCCCAUCCAUCUUCAUAUGGUACCUAAUUUGGUAAUUAUAAAGUUGAUUUUUGUGAAAACUAUAAAUAACCAAAUUGAAACUUUGGCUCUGCUAUCAGGCAUCAUGUCACCAUAUUUUCUAUCACUUUGUUUCAAUAUUGGUACCACUACUUUACAGGAAUCAUCAGUGUUUCUUUCUGAGGCACUUCUUUUAUCACCGGCUCCAAGUUCAUCAGUUGUCUCACAUUUUACAAAAGCUGCGGUGUCCUGGUCACUAAGAUACUGCAUACCAGAGCUUUUGCAUUUAUCUCAGACCAAGCCACCAGGUCAUCUGCUUCUAAAUUACUGCCAGAGACAUCACAUGCAGCUUGAAUGUCCUGUUAAGGAUGUGGAAUUCAUUUUGUCUCAUCUACUAUGACAUCAUCUUUUCCAGAACACUUCUCAUAACAGUUUGCAAUAGUGGUUGGCAUGAUUUUUCCCUGGACUAGAUCAACCCCAUAUGUGACAUCCUUUAGUGUUCGUGUCUUCAGAAAUUUCCAAAUUGGCAGAGCUGCAACUCCACCAAGUAGCUCACCACAGUCAUAGGCUUUGAAGACUCAGAUGAUGUCUUGAUCCAUUGGCUGAAUGAAUGUAGCUCUAUUUGACAGAAACAAACCUUUGAUCUUUCCGUGUUUUUAUUUUAGGACAUCAGUUGAUGGAUCGGAUGGAGUGGUCCAACAGUAGCUAGACUCUACCCUUUGUGCUUGCUCACUGCAGCAAAGAAUGUUGCAGUACAGUCUUGUACUGUAACCAGAGCAGUUCAUAAAAAUUUGUGUGACAUAAAACGUGUGUAAUAGUAUGGGGGAACAUGAUCAAAAUCUUGGUGUAAUGAAGGCAUACUGUGGUUAGUAAUUUUUAACCAACAAAAUUAUGGUAGUUUAUAAUUUUUAGUCAGCAUAUGCAGAUAACAAUCUGUUGAGAGACUGCAGUGCUCUGAAAUUUGCAUACAAGAAACAUGUGGUUUGUGUGCUACAGUCUUCUCUGAGACCCGACAGUGGUUAUGUAUUGGGAAUGAAGUUUUUAGAUUUAUUGUUUGUAAGUUGGCUCCUUGCAUUUGGAGACUAAAGAUUAACUAAGGCACAACAUGGCCAUCUGCACAACAAUUUGUUGAUAAAAUUAAGGAAUAUUAAAUAUUGACCUUCUAUUUUUGUUUGAUUUUAUCAAUUUUAUUAACAAAUUGUCAUGUAGGCAACCACUUUGAACCUUGAUUCCAUAGCGCAACUGGAUCCAUAAAGUAAACAUAAGAUUAGCAGAUAUUCAUUAGGUGUUAUUUGAAGUUAAAGAAAACCAUUUGUUACUACCUUUUUAUAUAGAUAAGGUAUCUCCACUCUGGCUGGAUGAAUUUUUAUGAAAGUUUUCAACAUAUACUAAACUGUGUGGACUAAAUAUAAAUGUUGUCAAUAUUAGCAGAUUUGGAGUACUCUUUACAAGAUUUUCUGUUUAUGAAUUUUUAUGAAACUUUUACUAAAAUCUAAGUGUAAAAUAAUCAGUGCUCCAAUUAGCUUUAGGUUCAGUGUUUAAAAGAAAAAUAUUUUUUGUAUACUAUUUUGAAAACACACUGGAGAGAAUGUGUAGAGUGUGAUAUAUUAAAUUUGCCCUCUAGACUUCCUAGGCCUCCCUAGUGACAUUAGUUUGAGGAAUGCCUGAUUUGUAUGUUUAGAUGAGAGUGCUCAGGUCAUAAAUCCAUAUUCUGAAAUAAUGACCUGUUGAUGCUACCAUACACAGGAUCUUAUUUUUAAGGAACUGUAAGAAAUGCACACACAGACACAUUUAUAUAGCAAGGUGUGUGAACAGACCUUACAAUUGACACAAAUAUUACCCUUAUUCAGAAUAUUUCUCUUAUACAAAUAUUUAGAACAGCUUAUCAAAUGUGACCAGUAGUGAUUUGGGCGUAAAAUGUGGGAUUUGUGCAUAAUAGCUGAUGUGAUUCAGAAACUGGAAAAGGAAAUUGGCCUUUAUCGUUCAGGAAUAGUGGAUUUAAAAAAAGCUGGGCCAUAUGCACAGUCACAGUGGUGCAGUGCAUGACUGACAUAGGUUAAUUUAGUGCAAUAAAGAGUGUAUUUUUGAACAGUUAUGGACAGCUGAGGCUUCCAUACUGUGAAAAAACAUGUGUACUGAGUAAUUUGACCAGACUAGACCAGAUUCAGAAAGUUAAAUAGUAUCAAACUUGUCAGGUCUGUACCCAACCUGUGAAGGACUGUUUCGUCUGAUAAAGGGAACAGCAAGUGAUGUUGUUUGAUGUGAGGCUGUCAUGGUAGUGACAAUGAAGAGUGCUGUCUUCUGGAAUGUGAUGCCUUGUAGUCUUACAGAAGUUUGUCAACAUUUCUCAGAAAUGUUAGCAAACUUCUGUUGUACUGCACAAUGUCACAUCCCAGGAAAUAAUACUUUUCAAGUGAUGUCAGAAUAAUAACAAAUAUUAUUUUCUCUACAACUGUAGUUCUUUCAUGAAUAUUUUUGUAAAUAUAACAUUUUUGUAUAAUGCGGGGUUUACAGUGACUGUGAAGGAGAAAAUUACAAAGGCUUUGAUAGGAGGCAGAAUUUCUACACAUACAGUGAUGAGAGGUAUUGUCACUGUUAAGUAUGUUAUCCUAAACAUUUGGUCUCUGUAAAUUAAAUUCUGAAAUUGCUUUUAA
Messenger RNA from Cryptotermes secundus, 6744 nucleotides. RefSeq names its product guanine nucleotide-binding protein G(i) subunit alpha (gene Galphai). Gene Ontology annotation, molecular function: G-protein beta/gamma-subunit complex binding; G protein-coupled receptor binding; GTPase activity. The record is from RefSeq and is a predicted model, not a curated record. Lineage: Eukaryota; Metazoa; Arthropoda; Insecta; Blattodea; Kalotermitidae. Gene Ontology annotation, biological process: adenylate cyclase-modulating G protein-coupled receptor signaling pathway. The coding region runs from base 1061 to 2128 and encodes 355 amino acids. The transcript is spliced from 6 exons. Gene Ontology annotation, cellular component: heterotrimeric G-protein complex.